This is a messenger RNA of Phyllostomus hastatus (greater spear-nosed bat), 4024 nucleotides long. It is a transcript of the gene TSPYL4, whose product is annotated as TSPY like 4. The record is from RefSeq and is a predicted model, not a curated record. Gene Ontology annotation, cellular component: chromatin; nucleus. Bases 60 to 1298 code for a protein of 412 amino acids. Gene Ontology annotation, molecular function: chromatin binding; histone binding. Gene Ontology annotation, biological process: nucleosome assembly. NCBI's taxonomy places the organism in Eukaryota, Metazoa, Chordata, Mammalia, Chiroptera, Phyllostomidae. The transcript has a single exon.
GCGCCGCUUCUGCAGAGGACGCGCAACGCUCCCAUCCUGCAGGUCUGACUUCUGCCAAAAUGAACGGCCUGGAUGAGGGCUACAACCUUUCGGUCGCUAAAACCUGCGACCUCGAGACUCCCGACCAUGCCCCGGGACGUCCGGACCUAAACCAGAGCGAGGCGACAGAGGCGACCCAGGAGAUGGCACACGCAGGUGAGCGCAACUUGGAGACCGCUGCGGAGGGAGGCGCGGGCCAGGCCCCCUCGGGCUGCAGCCCUGUUCUCCGCAUUCGAGUGGCUGGAAGUCGUGGUGAUGCAGCAACUACAGCAGGCCAGAAAGACGCUCCGCCUCCCACGGAGGGCCUGGAAACAGCCUCCGACUCCCCGUCGGUGGCAUCCGACAACAGCCAGGAAAAUGGCUGUCAGCGUAGAGAGGCGAGUGGCCUUGCUGGGGAGAAAUCUCAGGAAGCUUGUGGCGCGGAGGGGCUCGGGUCUCAGCUGUUGCCUGGGGCGAAAGCCAAGGAGGUCAUGACAAAGAAGUGCGCCAUCUCAGCGACGGCGGAAAAGGAGGGAGAAGCAGAGGAGGUGGCGGAGGAAAAGAAGAUGGUACAAAAGGAGAAAAAGGUGGUGGGAGGAGCGAAAGAGGAGACGCGGGCCCGGGCCGCGAAGGGCAAUAAUUGCAUGGACUCGCUGGAGGCCAUAGAUCAGGAGCUGUCAAACGUAAAUGCCCAGGCAGACAGGGCCUUCCUUCAGCUGGAGCGCAAGUUUGGCCGGAUGCGAAGGCUGCAUAUGCAGCGCAGAAGUUUCAUCAUCCAGAAUAUCCCAGGUUUCUGGGUCACUGCCUUUCGGAACCACCCUCAGCUGUCACCAAUGAUCAGUGGUCAAGAUGAAGACAUGAUGAGGUACAUGAUCAAUUUGGAGGUGGAGGAGCUUAAACACCCCAGGGCAGGCUGCAAAUUCAAGUUCAUCUUUCAGAGCAAUCCCUACUUCCGAAAUGAAGGGCUCGUCAAGGAAUAUGAGCGCAGAUCCUCUGGCCGCGUGGUGUCUCUUGCCACUCCAAUCCGCUGGCACCGGGGCCAAGACCCUCAAUCUCAUAUCCACAGGAACCGAGAAGGAAACACUAUCCCCAGUUUCUUCAACUGGUUCUCAGACCACAGCCUCCUAGAAUUUGACAGGAUUGCUGAGAUUAUCAAAGCAGAACUGUGGCCCAAUCCCUUACAAUAUUACCUGAUGGGUGAAGGGCCCCACAGAGGAAUUCGAGACCCAGCAAGGCAGCCAGUGGAGAGCCCGAGGUCCUUCAGGUUCCAGUCUGGCUAACUUCCAACCUGUGGAAAGCGCCUGCACUACUUUCCUUACCACCUCCUCUUGGAUUCUGUGCUUAGCCAACAGCAUGAAAUCUUCCAUCUGCUUUCUCUUCACACUGGAUCAUGUUGUUGAUUCUUCUAAAUCUUCAAUCAGUUGCAAGAUUGUCACUUAUGUGUCUAUGCUCUUCUUCCUCUGGGCCUUUGUGCUGUCCUGCAAAGUGUUGUGUCCCAAGUGCAUGGUUUUUCACUGCUUCGUGCCAAGCACCUGAUUCUGUAGAUACAGACUAACUCCCUUUGCAUGCCUUGAGCCCUGUCUGUGACAAUGGUCUUUUCCCAGGUUUUUAAGCGGUUACCUACCACAAAGAAACUUGAUGUAUAUCUUUGCAAAUAACUAGCUGGGCUUCAUACUUAAAGCUGGCUGUGCUCCUGAUACCCUAUACUCUGUGGCAAGAUCUUUGGUUUUCACCAUUGGAAGAUGAAACUGAUGUAGAUGAUGCCAGCUACCAACCCAAACUGAACAUUCCAGGCUACCACUAACUGGUUUCUAGCUGCUUUCCUGGGCCUAUGCCAUCCAGCCUGCUGGUUAUCUGCCAGAAUAAGCAGGUGUCUGGUGGGUGGCUUCUAGGCCUGAAUGAGGUAGCAGAUGAGAGAUAUACAGUGUCAUAUCGAUCUUAUGCCUUUGGUCACUGCAUUGUGACCACGUACAGGUGGGUAUGGAAGCCUGUGCUGUGGCCUACCCAAACUGGUUUUCAGUCUUUUGACUGAGCCUUGCCUGGGUGCCACUGCUUGCUUCCUCAGGAACUAUCUGUGGACUUAAGCACCCAGGCAGCACACAACCUCUGCCCUUCUCCACAAUGUUACCUAUAAACCCAAUUGGCUGUCAAGGAGGUCAGGCAGUCAUACGCCCCAGGGCCCAAAUCAAGGCUGGAAUGGAGAUCCUUCCAACAGCCUUUCGCAGUCUUAGCUAAUAAUUUGCCCUUAAUCCAGACAACUUUGUUAAACAUCCCCUUCCUAACCCCUCCUAUAACUGUUCUGAAGGUAACGAAGUUGCCAGGGUUCGGGCACCUAGGAAGAUGUAUUUCUCUCUCCUGCUCCCUCUCCCUCUCUCUCCUGCCCUCAGAAGCAGUUACAGUUCAGAAACAAACAGAACUGGCAAAGCAGCUUUUUUGUUUAGCUUGGUGUCCCCUGGUGUUCAGAGGGAGAAAGCUACUGUAUAAUAGAUUGUCCAGACCUCACUGCCGUCUGCUCUCAUGCCUCCGCUCCACAUUCUUUAGCAAGGUCAGACCUAUAGGUAAGUUAAUUAUGGGCAGUGUUCUUUUAGGUCAACUUUGACAACCCCUCCCUUCCCCCCCUAUCUAAAUUUACCAAAACCUCCUGUGUGUUUUUUGAGCUUUAGUUUGAGAAGCUGGGAGGAGAGACCGAAGGGCUGGCUUCACAGUGCUGGGUUCAAGAGAGACUCAGCAGGUUGUGAUUUAAAGCGACCAAGUUAGCUCGACUCUACUUCUCUGAAGAUGGAAUUUUUUUUUUCCUUUUUUUUUUGGUGGGGGUUGGAGUGGGCCUUGGACCACUUACCAUCCCAUGGCAGCAUAACCCUUGUCUUCUGUACUAUUUUAUUGUCGCCCUGAUGUCCCAAAGGCCUCCCUCCUGCCUGGCCCUUGGCUGUCAGUCCGCAGCUUCCCCAUUUCAUUCUCUGCUUCUGUCCUAACAAAAGAGGGAGCAGGCCACUGCCUGCAUUGUGGCAGAUGUCAAGCCUUCCUCCUAGGGGCUAGGGAGAUUUGUGGCCAGAGUCUGUCUAGAUUUUCAGACCAAGUUCCGGUAGGUGGGACAACAGGGCUGCCUUAUGGAGGAGUAUGAUGGUGCUGAUGACAUUCACCAUUAUCCUUUCUUCUGUCUUUUUGGAGGCUUUGCCCUAAGUUCCCCAGGGCUUCUGAAGUCUGGACACAGAGCAUGGGAGGGUGCUCUGGGCUGGAGAAACUGAAACCUGGAAACAAAUGUCUUGGAAAGGCCCUCGGGGAAAACUGGAACCCUGCAGGGUUGUGGGUGGGGGGGAGGAGGGGCGUGCCCAGGACUCUUCCCAGGGGAAGUGAGAGAAUCCAGUUGAUGUUUUAAGAGGACACUUGGAAGAGGGGUUUUCCCCCAAUUUUCCCUGUAUCUUUUAAUUCACCAGAUUUUUAUAUCAAACAUGCAGGUCUAGAUGUUUUUUAUUAUUCUAGGAGUGACCUUUUAUAUCUGGAAGAUUGAUGGUACCCGCUUACUUCAUUAUGAGUAAAAUCCUAUUCAUUCCUUUCUCCAUUUUUGCUUGCUGGCAAAAUUUACAUUUACAGGCCUGCUUUUGCUUGUAAUUGAGAAUGUGUGUAAAAAUAUCAAACUUGUUUCCUGUGCAGUAUGAAGACUUCUGUGAAUAUUAAUAUAUCAGCUUGUUCUGGUCUCUUUUCAUAUAUAGCUCUAUCCUUAGAAAUAUAAUUUGAACAAUGUAAUCUAUGAAGAGCCUGAAAUUUUGCAAAUGUUGCUGUCUUGUGGAAGUAAUCUCAAGAAAAACAUAAUUGUCUUAUAUUUCUUGCCCUAGAAGUAAUGUGGUACUUGAGACUUUGUUCCUACUCAGUGUAAGUAUCUGUAGAAUUGCUGUCACACUAAACAAGGACCUUUAGUACUUUUGUCUUCUAUGUGCUUGAAGGAAAAAUAAAAUCUGCCACUCUGAUGUAGUUCUUGUUUUCACCAAAAUAAAAAUUAAUAAAGUUC